GGCAGCGCCAGCGCCCGCCGGCUGAAAGGACGAGGAGGAGGCGCUUUCCGCGGCGGAGGACGCGCACUGUGCCCGCCCGGCGGUGGAUGCCGGUGAGCCGUGAGCGCCCCGCGGGGCCGGCGGGCGAGGCGAUGGUGCGGGCGGCGGAGCGGCGCUGAGCGCUCCCGCCACCGCCGCCGCCUCCUCCUCCUCCCGCCGCGGACGCUGCCCCGGUGCCGGAUACAAAAUGGCGCUGCCGUCACGGGCGGCGCUGCUGCUGCUGCUGCUGGGGCCGCUGGGCUCGGCCGCCGCCGCGGGCUGCCCCGCCGGCUGCUCCUGCGGCGGGGACACGCUGGGAUGCGGCGGGCUGGCGCUGCCCGCCCUGCCCCGGGACCUGCCCCGCUGGCCGCGGCACGUAAACCUGAGCUACAACAAGUUGACGGAGAUUGAUCCUUCUGCCUUUGCAGAGCUGUCGAACCUGCAGGAAGUGCGCCUGGACAACAACGAGCUGACCACCAUUCCCUCCCUGGGAUCUGCUGCUCCCGGCGUCCGCUCCCUCCACCUGCAUCACAACAGGAUCCGCAGCAUUGAAGCAAGUCAGCUGCAGCCCUACGUUACCCUGGAAACCUUGGACCUGAGUUUCAAUGACAUCACGGAAAUCCGAAACGGCUGCUUUCCACAGGGACUUCACAUAAAGGAGCUCUACCUGGGGAGCAACAGAAUCAGCACCCUGGAGCCUGGUGCUUUUGAUAGUCUGUCACGGUCCCUGCUAACACUUCGUCUGAGUAAAAACAGGAUCACUCAGCUUCCUGUCAAGGCGUUCAGGCUACCCAGGCUAAUACAGCUGGAGCUGAACCGGAAUCGCAUCCGCCUGAUCGAAGGCCUGACAUUCCAGGGACUGGACAGCUUGGAAGUCCUGAAACUCCAGCGCAACAACAUAAGCAAAUUGACUGAUGGAGCUUUCUGGGGUCUAGCCAAGAUGCAAGUUCUCCACCUGGAAUAUAACAGCCUGACAGAAGUAAACAGCGGUUCUCUCUAUGGCCUUUCCUCUCUGCACCAGCUUCACCUCAGUAACAACUCCAUAUCCCGCAUCAACCCCGAUGGCUGGAGCUUCUGCCAGAAGCUGCAUGAGCUAAUACUUUCCUACAACAACCUGACCAGGCUGGAUGAGGGAAGCUUGGCAGACCUCGGAGGACUGCACGUGCUGCGGCUGAGCCACAAUUCCAUCAACCACAUUGCAGAAGGUGCUUUCAAGGGACUCAAAAACCUCCGUGUCCUGGAACUGGACCACAACGACAUCUCAGGCACGAUAGAAGAUACCAGUGGAGCCUUCACAGGCCUGGAAAACCUGAGCAAGCUAACUCUGUUUGGAAACAAGAUCAAGUCGGUGGCCAAGAAAGCGUUCUCAGGGUUGGAGGCCCUGGAGCACCUGAACCUCGGGGACAACGCCAUCCGCUCCAUCCAGGCCGACGCCUUUGCCAGGAUGAAGAGCCUGCGGCAGCUCCACAUUAACAGCGACAGCUUCCUCUGCGACUGCCAGCUGAAGUGGCUGCCCCAGUGGUUAGUGGAGAAGGAGCUGCAGUCCUUUGUGGUGGCCACCUGUGCCCAUCCUGAGUCACUGAAAAGCAAGAGCAUUUUUGCCAUCCUGCCAGAAAGUUUUGUGUGUGAUGAUUUCCCCAAGCCGCAGAUCAUCAUCCAGCCCGAGACCACAGUGGCAGUCCUUGGGAAGGACAUCAGGUUCACCUGCCUGGCAGCCAGCAGCAGCAGCUCCCCCAUGAUGUUUGCCUGGAAGAAGGACAACGAGAUGCUGCACAACGCCGAGAUCGAGAACUUUGCCCACGUGCGGGCGAAGGACGGGGAGGUGAUGGAGUGCACCACCAUCCUGCACCUCCGGCACGUCACCUUCGCGCACGAGGGGCGCUACCAGUGCAUCAUCACCAACCACUUCGGCUCCACCUACUCCAACAAGGCCCGGCUCACUGUUAAUGUGUUGCCCUCAUUUAUCAAAACUCCCCACGACAUCACGAGCCGGACGGGGACGACGGCGCGGCUGGAGUGCGCGGCCGAGGGACACCCCACGCCGCAGAUCGCCUGGCAGAAGGACGGCGGCACCGACUUCCCCGCGGCCCGGGAGCGCCGCAUGCACGUCAUGCCUGACGAUGACGUCUUCUUCAUCACGGAUGUGAAGAUCGAGGACAUGGGUGUCUACAGCUGCACGGCACAGAACUCGGCGGGCUCCGUGCUCGCCAACGCCACCCUGACCGUCCUGGAGACACCAUCCUUGGUUCAUCCCUUGGAAGAUCACGUGGUGUCCGUGGGUGAGACCGUGGCUCUCCAGUGCAAAGCCACGGGGAGCCCCCCGCCCCGCAUCACCUGGCUGAAAGGUGACCAGCCCCUGGUCGUGACAGAAAGGCACCACUUCACCUCUGGCAACCAGUUGCUGAUUAUUAGGAAUGUUGUCUUGGAGGAUGCUGGGAAGUACACCUGUGAGAUGUCCAACACCCUGGGGACGGAGCGCGCGCACAGCCACGUGAGCAUCCUGCAGUCCCUGGGCUGCAGGAAGGACCGGACCACGGUGGGGAUCAUCACCAUCGCCGUGGUGUGCAGCAUCGUGCUCACCUCCCUGGUCUGGGUCUGCAUCAUCUACCAAACCAGGAAGAAGAGUGAAGAAUACAGCGUCACCAACACAGAUGAGACUAUUGUGCCUCCUGACGUGCCAAGCUACCUGUCCUCCCAGGGGACUCUGUCGGACCGGCAGGACGUGGCCAUCAGAGUGGACACCCAGCAGCCCAACGGGCACAUCGACAGCAACGGUAUGUGUCAGACUGAUGCUGGAAGGUGUCCAGAUGUUGAAGCUCCCGCUGUAGGUUGCAGACAGCCCAAGCUGUGUAUCAGCUAUAAUAAAGACACUUGGAAAACUGAAGACAUGGCUGAUGGAAUGCUUGUUCCAGAUAAGACAGGCUACGGGCUGCCCGUGGUGUGCACGGACUGCAGCAGCAGCACGGACAGCAUGAACGUCCACAUUUACCCCAGGGACUCCGAGUACUACCCCGAGAGCCUUAAGACUGUGGAAAACCCCCACCCCAACGCACUGAGCAGCAAGGAACGGAAUAGGAAGAGGGGUGCAGGCACCAGCCUUCUUCAUCCUCAGCCCUGCAACGGGAUUGCCAGCGGCAAGAGGGUGGAAACAGACGGGACCCUCUACCCCAGCAACCACGACAGGAUAAGGCCUGUGAGCUCGGCCAGCCCGCUGCUCACAGACACACACGGCUCUUCACAGGCAGCAGCAAAGCCUUCAGAGCUUAACAACCUUAAUUUGGUGAGAGCUUCACCAGCAGGAGGGUCAUUAAAGCAACUGAAUGUGCUUCCUGAGAUGCCCCCAGCACUACUGGACCUGCAGGGUGAAGCAGAGGUGGAGCAGGUCCUGCUGCCCAGCGGAGCCCAGCCCUGUGACUCCGCUCACGAGCCCAAGCCACCGACCAGGUCGCCGGACUGAGAGCACAGACUGACGGUGCAAAUUAACAAACACACUAUCUUUUUUUUUUUUUUAAAUUUUUUUUUUUUGCACAGAGUAUAUAGGCUACUUACUUCUACCUCGAAUCUCGAACUGAUGACCUGUCAAAGGCAACCGACUGAGGUAUGAGAAACAAGCUUGUAUGGGGAACAAACUCCUGUUCGAGCGUCAUCUGAUUGUACAUAGUUUAAAACUUCCCUGAGAAGUAUGAAGUGUUCAAAAGUCAACUUGCAUAUGAAGCACAUAAAUGCAAGGGAUUAUUGUGUAAAGAGAAAAGUAUUUGAUACAAUUGUACAUAAGAGUUUUCAUAUAUAAAUAUAUAUAUAUAAAUAUAUAUAUAUCUUUUACAGAGGCUAUUUUAAUCUUUAGUGCAUGGAAAACUGAGUGAAAUUUUACAAUUUUGGCAAUAUUGUUUUCAGUAUCAGGUUGCUGUUAAACUUUGUGAGAGAAAUAAUUCUGGUGCCUUAAAUGCAUAAACCGAACUUUAAAAAGCCAGACUGUUCCAAAGGGACUGUCCUCUUUUCAAUGGAAGAUCCUUUACAUCAAGUACACCUGGGCUGGGGCAAUCCCAGGUAGAGGUUGGGCAGAGAAGUGACCAAGAGCAGCCCUGUGGAGAGAGACUUGUAUUGGUGGAUGAGAGGCUGGACACGAGCCAGCCAUGUGCAUGUGCAUGAUUCUAAAUAUCAAUUGGGUUACUUAGCACAAAUUUCCUUCCCCUUUGAAAUUUAUUGCACUUAACACAUUUAAACAGAGAUCUUCAACUGUUUCAAAUGAAGUUUAUAAGGAAAAAAAGCAGUGGGAAAUUACAUAGCAACCUGAUAUUUUCCUGUUGGUGGAAGAACUUAAAUUCCUUUAUUUUUCAAAACUGCAUAAAAAUUAGUAUUUGAACUGUGACUGUGUGAGAUGUUAGAGUGGACCACACAAGAGGCACUAAAUAACUCAGCAACAGUGUGGAGCCCCAAAACAACCAGAGGAAAAGGCUGUCAUGGCUAGGAAGCAGUCGUUACCAAAAUAAAUAACUUGUGCAGUAAACCAGGGGUGGUCUCACACAGUGCACCUUUCAAAAACAUCAUCACAGAAGGUGUUACCUGCCAUGUGAGCUGUCACAGCACUGAUCACCACAACACUCGCUCCCAGAGGAUCCAGCUUUACCUGCCUGAGGUGCCUGUAACGAUCCAGCCUUGCCCUGCUUAGAGGGAGUAACUCGUGCCAGUAUAAUGCAUUUUCACACCCAAAAAAUACAUCUGUUCUGGAGGGGGUUGGAAACCAUAGAGCUGUUUUGUCAACAAAACUAAAUCGCACUCCUAAGGGGACAGCUGUACCAUGAAUUCAUACGAUGCUUUUUUCCCCCUGCAACACAAUAUUACACUUUGUAGUUGAACACCACUGGCCCCAUCUGCAGCCAGACUCUGUAUUAUGAAAAUGUCACCUUCAAGUGAGUUAUGCUGCCUCGUGUAGCAAUUCUGGGCUAGUCAGAAAUACACUCAUUUAGAAGGAGAACCGUGCAUUUAUGGUUGAAUAGACUGUUAAAUGGCAAUGUCCCAAAUAUUUUUAUGUGGUCUUUUAAGUUCAUCCAUUAAUUGUGGGGGAUAAAGAAAUACCCACCUCAGUCAAACAGAUCUUUGUCACUUCUGACUUCACUGUGACGCUUUUAUUUAUAGAAGGGCUGCUUUCCAUUGGCGUCAUGACCUGUGGAUGGAGGACUCCCAGUUCUUUGUGAUUUGAGUUCUGCUAACAUGAGGUUCCUAACUCUGGUGAUGACUACUUGGGGGAAGGUUUAUUAGGGGGGUUUGUUACUUUUUUCCUUAGGAGCAACUCAAAUGCCAGUUCCACUGAGGGCGAGUCUGGUGGGAAUCCACCUUUGCUGGGACUGGGGCUCAAAACAAGCAUCAGAGACAAGGACAGAAACACUUAACUUUCAGUUCAGGUCUGCCUAAGUGCUGCCACACCUGUGGGCUUCCAGGGAUGCAAGGUGCCCCUUGGUGUUAUUAGAAGCUGGUCCUGCCCAGCCUUACCUUGAGGGAAGGACCUCACCUCUGUGCCCAGCAGCUGCUGAGAGUGUCAGUGCAGAGCAGCAGCUGCCCCUGGAUGAAUCGAGGCGUAAUUCAGCCAGUACCUGUCUGUACCAGUUCCUGACUAUUGACACGUUUGCACUUUGAGACAGGUGGUGAAUUAUGUUGAGUGCCAAGUUUAUUCAAAGCAAAGGAAAUGGAUGUUAGAAAAUUAUAAACCGAGCAUAGUUUUCCCUUUGCCGAAGGGAAAAGUGCUCCAGAACCGGCUCAUGGAACCAGGGACACAGGGAAGAUGGGAAUGAUACAGUGGAUUCAUUUUGCUGGCGGAAAUGUCAUCACCAUUGCGGAUACAAAAGCAUAUUUGCCACGUUAACAUUUGAAAAUAAUGUUUCUGAAUAAAGUUAACUGCCUAAUGUUAUGACUUCCACUAAAUAUGUGAAUUUGCUGCUUCUAAGAGGCAAUGUGAAAGAGGAAGUAUUACUUUUGUGUACAAAGUUAUUUAUUUAUUAGAAAAUUUGGUACAAUGUUGUACAUUGAAAAACAUGUAAGAUAUUGAAGUGUCUAACAAAUGGCAUUGAAGUGUCUUUAAUAAAGGUUCAUUUAUAAUAUUACAGCUGUUUUGUUGAGAGUGAGCUUUUGGGAGUUUCAGUUGAAAAUGAAAUAAAAUUCUAAUCCAUUGCUA
Myiozetetes cayanensis is the source of this 6187-nucleotide messenger RNA. It is a transcript of the gene LRIG1, whose product is annotated as leucine rich repeats and immunoglobulin like domains 1. NCBI's taxonomy places the organism in Eukaryota, Metazoa, Chordata, Aves, Passeriformes, Tyrannidae. Gene Ontology annotation, molecular function: protein binding. The record is from RefSeq and is a predicted model, not a curated record. The transcript has 19 exons. Bases 227 to 3475 code for a protein of 1082 amino acids.